Messenger RNA from Amborella trichopoda, 2979 nucleotides. NCBI's taxonomy places the organism in Eukaryota, Viridiplantae, Streptophyta, Magnoliopsida, Amborellales, Amborellaceae. The record is from RefSeq and is a predicted model, not a curated record.
UGCUAUUACCUUAUGGAACCAUUGACCAUCAACUUUUCAAUUCAAACCGUGUUCACACGGUGGACUCAACCAUGCGAUGCUUCUGCCGUUUUUUAUGGCUCACCAAUAUUUACCCCUUCUGUAAGAAUUGAUCCGCCCAUCAAUAAAAUAGUGGAACUAGUCAACCAUCAACAACACAUGGACCACUCCCCCAGCGCAGAACACACAGCAAAACCCUGGGGAUUGUUGCAUAGACAAAUUUCAUGCGUCAGGUGGUGGUAAGUAAAGGGACUCAAUGUCAAAAUUGAAUUUUUUUUUUUGGGAUAAAAGAUUAAAAUCAAGGAUUUUGUGAAGAGUUUUAAUGCGGGGUGAGGGGAAAUAGCGGGACCCAAAAUCGUAAUCAAGGGUUUUGUGAGGAAUUUUGAUGCGGAAAGAGGAAAGUAAAGUGACCCAAGAUAAAAAACCCAGGUUUUUAUGAAGAAAUUUGAUUCUGAAAAAUGAUUGAGUACUAAGAAAACAACCAAGUUUUCAUAGAGAUAUUUGAUAUGGAAAGAGAAAAUUAUGGCCGCCAAAUAUCAAAUUCAAGAAUUUCGUGAAGAGAUUUGACGUGGAAAGGGGGAAGUCAGUGAUCCAAGAUCAAAACCGGCCAUUUCAUGAAGAAUUUGAUGUUAGGAGAGGAAAGAACAGAGACCCAAGAUCAAAACCCACCAUUUUAUUAGGAAAGUUUUGAUGCAAAAAGUGAAGGGCUUCUCCUGAAGUCUCAAUCUAUUGUUUUUGAUAUUUGAUUAUUUGCUAGGAAAUGGGCAUGAACAGCUUCUGUGAAUUGGGCCUUCUGUUAGCUUUACUGUGUUCAUUUUGUUGGGUUACAACAGUUGCUCAGUGCAAGACUGGUUGCGAUUUGGCCUUUGGUUCUUACUACAUAACACAGGGCCAGAUCUUCGGCAACAUUUCCGUCCUUUUCGAUGGAAUCUCCUUUGUUGAUAUCCAGCAAUACAAUCCUGAAGCCUCCAGUCAAGACAGCAUUCUGUUUGAUACAAGGCUCAACAUAACCUUCACUUGUGACUGCAACGAUGGGAUUUUAGGGCACACUUUUCGUUAUCCAUUGAAGCGAGGGGAUACAUACAACGGGGUUGCGAGGACUUAUGCCAACCUAACUGAUGUGACUUGGUUGCAGGCUGUGAACUCUUACGCUCCAACUGAGAUCCCUGAUAAUGGCUCCCUCAAUGUCACUGUGAAUUGCUCUUGUGGAGAUGCUGAUAUUUCGAGGGAUUAUGGGCUAUUCUUGACUUACCCUCUCCGCCAGGGCGAGAACCUCUCUGGCCUUGCCUCUGCGUUUAACAUCUCAUCCUCAUUGUUGCAACGGUACAAUCCCAAUGCCAACUACAAUUCAGGCCGGCACCUCGUAUUUAUUCCUUUUAAAGAUUCAAGUGGCAGUUAUCGCCCCUUGCAAUUAAGCAAUGGAGCAGGAAUUCCUGCGGGAGCUGUUGUUGGAAUUGUUGUUGCAGGAAUAGCAGCUAUGUCAAUUUUGGUAAUUUGCUAUUUUAUGGUUUACAAGAGAAAGAAAACAAAGGCGUCGUUACUUUCAUCACCAUUUGAAGAUGCCCCUAUUAAUGACUCACCAUAUCCAGGUUCAUUGAAUGCCUACGAUAAAAGUACUGAAUCGGUUACAGUUGUUGGUGGGGUGCCCCCUGGGCUCACUGGCCUUACUGUGGACAAGUCGUUAGAGUUCUCUUAUGAGGAGCUUGCUUCAGCUACAAAUGGGUUCAGCAUGGCUAAUAAAAUUGGUGAAGGUGGCUUUGGGUCUGUUUAUUAUGCGGAGCUUAGAGGAGAGAGAGCAGCGAUUAAAAAGAUGGAUAUGCAAGCAUCUAGAGAGUUUCUUGCUGAAUUGAAGGUUUUGACCCGUGUUCAUCACUUGAACCUGGUUCGCUUGAUAGGAUUCUGCACUGAGACUUGUCUUUUUCUUGUUUAUGAGUUCAUUGAAAAUGGAAAUAUAAGUCAACAUCUACGGGGAUCAGACGGAAGAGAGCCACUGCCAUGGUCAGCCAGAUUGCAAAUUGCACUAGACUCAGCAAGAGGUCUCGAAUAUAUUCACGAACACACUGUACCUGUAUAUAUCCAUCGAGAUAUCAAAUCAGCCAACAUAUUAAUUGACAAAAACUUUCGUGGGAAGGUUGCUGAUUUUGGAUUAACGAAACUAACUGAAGUUGGAAGUUCCUCACUUCCAACACGCCUUGUGGGCACCUUUGGAUAUAUGCCUCCUGAAUAUGCUCAGUUUGGCGAUGUUUCUCCUAAGGUGGAUGUCUAUGCCUUUGGAGUUGUUCUAUAUGAACUUAUUUCAGCCAAGGAAGCAGUUGUAAAGACAGGUGGUUCUGUUACUGAAUCGAAAGGACUUGUUGCCCUGUUUGAGAGCAUUUUGAAUGAACCUGAUGCAAGGGAGAAACUCUACGAACUUGUAGACCCGAGACUUGGGGAUAAUUACCCUCUUGAUCCAGUUUAUAAGAUGGCCCAGCUUGCAAAGGCUUGCACACAAGAGAACCCCCAGCUCAGACCGAGUAUGAGGUCAAUAGUGGUUGCUUUGAUGACACUCUCAUCAUCAACUGAGGACUGGGAUGUUGGCUCCUUAUAUGAAAAUCAGGCCUUGGUGAAUCUCAUGUCAGGCAGAUAGGAUGUGAUCUUAUUUUCUAACAUGGUGAUGAGGAAGCUUUUGAUCUGACUGUAAAUGCUUGUAACAAAAAGAGAUGAGUGUUGUUGGUUACGAGUCCAGCAUGGUUGGAGCUCACUUGUUGUAUGAGCAGUGAAAAUAUCAUGUAACUAGAUAGUGGCCAGAAAAGCAUGCAUCUGGCAUGCUAGCGGUGUGCUUGAAGCGGUUGUACAAGAUAUUAUUUUAGUGCUGUGAAAAGUACUGCUUCCGUUGUCAUAUAUAGAUGCAGGGCAAGCUUGAGUAAUCAUUAUACUUCCUGAGCAAAUAAUAUAAACAAUAACAGAUGCAUCUGGCAUGAU